AUGGAUGACCACUGGCGGGCGCUGGGCGGGCACUACGAGCAGGCCACCUACAAGUGGAUCUACAUGGAGGCGCCGAGGCUGAAGGGGGCGUCCAUGGAGCAGGCCUGGGCAGAGGCAGCCGAGUGGCUGUCACGACGGCUCAGGCAACUGACAAACUUCGCGACGCGCUGGUGGGCCAGCGAGACCGACGAGACGAGGCGGCAGGCAAUCCACGUGGCCUACGCCAUGCUGGCCCACGAGAUCGACAUGCCGCUGAUGAGGGGGCAGCUCGCUUGGGGCGCAGUGCAGUGGCCUGCCAUCGUGAACACGGUGGGCAGCAUCGACGUCGACAGGAUGACGGCUCAGGAGCUGCAGUGCAUCGACUGCGUCGCGACCCUCCUGGACGUGGCUAGCUGGGAGGCGAUGUGGGGCGAUGAGUACGACCCGACUGCGCCAUGGUGCCAGCCCCCCGCAGCGCUCGAGAGGGAGGAGUACAGCGUGCUCGACGCGGUGGAGGCAGGGUCGCCAUGGCCCGAGCCUCAAUCCACCAUCCUGUUCUACCUGCUCGCGAAGCCCGCAGGAGGCUACAGGAACCUCGGCUCAGAGCUGGCGAGGUUGUGGGAGACCAUAUGGUUCCCUUGCGCCAGGCGCUGGGGGGAGGCGAGCAGACGGGUGUAUGACUGGGCUGCCAAGGGCCGCUCAAGCGAGCGGGCGGCCUGGGUCCAGGCGCUCUUGUGCGAGGCUUCAGUCGCGGAGGGGCUUGAGUACGCCGUGACGUACUUCGACUUGGUCAUGUGUUUCGAGUACGUGACCCACGAGCUGGUCUGGAAGGCGGGCUCGCGGUGGGGCAACCGCCUCACCCUGAAGGUCGUCCUCAGGAUCUACGCGAUGGUGAGGCGCAUCGUCCUCGACGGGUGCUACACGCGUGGGCGGCGCUGGGCCAGAGGAAUUGUGGCAGGAAGCAGGUUCGCGCCCCUCUGCCUAAAUAUGGUCCUAUACAUGGUGCUGGGCGGGGUUGUAGAGGCCUUCCCAUGGGCGGGCGCCUGCCUGUUCUUCGACGACCUGGCGAUGGCGACGCACGGCGUCGGGGAGUUCGUGCAGUGCUGGCAUUCCCAGCUUGUGCAGACGCUGAUCAACAUGUUCGAGGUGGUCCUGGACAUGCGGGUCUCCCGGGGCGAGGGGGGCAACGCGGUCGCCCUGGCUUCGACCUCGGCCUUGAACGCGGAGCUCGGCAAGCGCGUCCGCACCCGCGGCGUGAGGGCAGUCAAGUUCGCCGCCAGACGGGAUCGGGUCGCGAGGGUCUGGCGAGCCGGGGGGCCGGCACACGAGGUGAUCAGGCGCGCCAAGGUGCCGUCGUUGCCCUACGGCGUCAAUGUCAUGGGUAUGGCCGACACCAAGCUGGGCGAGCUGCGGCAGAGCGUGGCGACGGCCACGGCUGGCAAUGCGAAGGGGCGGUCCACGUGCCUGACGCUGCUGGCCGACGACGUAGACCCAGGCAUUCUGGCCAGCGCGUCCCCGAUCCUGGCGUGGGCGCAGACCUGGCAAGAAGCAGAGGGCGACCCGAGUCUCGUGCCGACGCUCCAGGCCGCAUGUAAGCGGCUGGUUUUCCGAGUGGGCCAUGCGAAGGCCCCGUGGCAGCAGGUGAGAGGCCCAGCAGCGGCCUUCGUGGCGACGGUCAAGAGGCUCGGCUGGGUGACCCAGGCGGCGCAUUCGAUUACCAUCGGCUCCAACAUCAUCGACCUGAGGGCGAUCCCCCUCCACGAGCGGCAUCGCUACGUCCGCGCCGCCACCGAGCAGGGCCUCGAGGACGCGUGGUUGGCCAAGUGGGGGGGCGAGUUCAACAUGCAGUCGAUCUUCGCUGAGCCUGCGAGGGCGCUCCUGCGGCGCGGCUGCGUGCCAAAGGAGCGGCACCAUCUGCAAGGUGUGCGCGCCAUCUGCAAGGCGCUGCUGCCCUGGUUGCACGCCAUCUGCAAGGCGUGCCACCAGGGCGAGGGCACGGACAGACACCGCAUCUUGGUCUGCGAGGCGAGGCAGGAGGAGCGUCGGCGUGUGGGUGGCGCCCACAUCGUGCAGCGAGGAGCCAACCCGUGGCCAGGGUCCGAGCAGCUUUGGGGCCGUGGGCUGGCCAACGACCCCGCGGUGAUGCUCGGCCUGUGGGACCUCGCCGUCGCCGACACCAUUCGCGUCGAGGGUGGCGCGGCGACAUCGCGGGUUUCGCCGCGGGCCGAGUGCACUCCGAUGGCCGCCUGUUGUGCGGCAAGUGCGCUGCCCUACGACGCGGAGGAGGUGGCGCGCAGCGAGUGGCAGCAGAUGGACGCGGCGGCCAGGGACUGGUGGCGGCAGCAGGCGCUGGCUGCGGAGGGGAUCGCUGGGGCCAGGAGCCGGAAGCGGCCCGCUGAGGAGCCGGGACCCCCGCGUGCCGGCGGCCCCGAGGCGGUCGAGGAUUCCGACUUCGAGCUCGUCGGGGAGCGGAUCGAGGGCGGGCCCGCGAGCGGCCCGCAGCCCCGGCGGGCCCCCGCGCCGGCCGCCGCGCCGGCCGCGGAGGCGGCCGGCGGCGGCGCUGCCAGCAGGGGCGGCGAGCGGGGGGGCGGGCAGUGCAGCCGAGCGCCCAAGCGGCGGCGCGCCCCCGCCGCGCAGGCGGCGGCCGCGGGCGGCGCGCCUGCCAAGCGGUCCACUGCGGCUCCGGGCGGCGCCGCGCCCGCGCCGGGCGCAGGCGGGGGCGGCGCUGCCGCCGCGGGCGCCGCCGCGGGUGCCGCCGCGGCGCCCGGGGAGUGGCUGUGGCCCGGGCGGGCACGAGCCGAGAAGGGCGAGCACGUGGACGCGGAGGCGCCUUCAGUGAGCGCCUACGUGGGCGCCUCGCCCUACGUGGGCGCCUUCAGUGAGCGCCCUCAGCGGGCGCUCGAAGUGGGCGCCUCCAGCAAGCGCCUGACGCCAUCCAGCAAGAAGUCUGGCACCGCAGACGACGCUGACCAGGGGCCCUCGGCCAAGGGCAAGAAGGGUAAGAAGGGGCCCCCACCGCCGUCGCCGAUACCCGACCUCACAGAGCUGCCGGCCAUCGAGGACGCCUCCACUGCCCUCCUGGAUGCGGAAGGCAUGGUGCGGACCUGCGCGCUGCGCGUGGCGGACUGGCUGGACCGCGUGCAGCGGCAGCUCGACCGCGUGGAGGGCCUCGAGUCUCGCCGGCUCGACGAGGUGGCCCGACUGGUCGAGGCGGAGUUCUGGGCGUCGGAUCCCCUGCUGUGCCUCUGGGAGGAGCGCCAGCGCCUCCGCGCCGAACGUCCUGCGGGUCCCGCUGUGGGUCUACGCGCCCUCGGCCGCGCACUUCCGGUGCCUGGCGGAGUGGAGCCUCCUGAGCUCCGAGCGCCUCCGGCGCAACCUGCCCGACGUCCAGCCGAGGGGCUUCUGCUGCGUGCCCUCCCACAGGCUGACGAAGAGGAGAAAGCACCCGAGGAG
Prorocentrum cordatum is the source of this 3432-nucleotide messenger RNA. Lineage: Eukaryota; Dinophyceae; Prorocentrales; Prorocentraceae. The record is from the annotation of a GenBank genome assembly.